AUGGAUCUUUGUGAAUAUGAACAGCUUGAAAGUGGAUCCAGAGAUCAAAAUGCUGGUGAAGAGGACCGUGUUGUGUUUCAACGGGCGGGCACCGACCCUGCCUUGACGGGCGACCUCAGAGCCCUGCACAACCUGACGGCCCUGGAGAAGCUCUGCCAGGUGUCUCCCUACUUUGGCAAAAUCCACACUGACAUCCAGCCAUACAUGAGGAGGAUACUGGUAGUGUGGAUGUUUCAGGUGUGUGAGGAGCAGAAAUGUGAGGAGGAGGUGUUUCCACUGGCGGUGCAUUACCUGGACAGUUACCUGAGCCGUUUUGCCGUCGAGAAGUCCAACCUGCAGCUUUUAGGAGCUGUUUGCAUGUUCCUGGCCUCCAAAAUGAGAGAGACUGUCCCCCUGACUGCUACCAAGCUUUGUAUCUACACUGACAACUUCAUUUCAGUCUCAGACAUCCUGAAGUGGGAGGUGGCAGUAGUGUCCAGGUUAGACUGGUGUCUGGCCUCUGUGGUACCCUCUGACUUCCUGGAGCCAAUUCUUCACGCUCUCCCUUUUGUUCGGCCCCUUCACCUUCAAAACAUGCGCCGGCAUGUUCACUCCUACAUCGCUCUGGCUGCCACUGACUGCAUGUUCUCUGGGUUCCUGCCCUCCACUGUUGUAUGUGCCUGUGUAAGCAUUGCCAUGCAGAGGCUAAAGAUAGUGGACGCUGAUGUCUCCUCUGAUACAGUGAUCAAGGCUUUAGCCGACCUUUUGGCCAUCAAUCUGAACUCAGUCCUUCUCUGCUAUGAGCAGUUAGGGAGUGUGCUGGAGCUCAGCCUGCCCUCCUGUUUCCAGGAUAGUGUUUGCAGAUCCAAGAGCACACAACUCAGAGAUCAGCUACACCCCUGCUGACAUUCAGGGUGUUGUAUUGACACCAGUGACAUCACCUCAGGAAAUGAAGAGAAAGCACUCCUCCCUGCCAUGAACAGACAGGAUAAAAUAUUAAAUUCACAGCCAUGAGAGAGAACAAGAAGCCUAAA
This is a messenger RNA of Seriola dumerili (greater amberjack), 1013 nucleotides long. It is a transcript of the gene ccnd3, whose product is annotated as G1/S-specific cyclin-D2-like. The transcript has 5 exons. NCBI's taxonomy places the organism in Eukaryota, Metazoa, Chordata, Actinopteri, Carangiformes, Carangidae. Gene Ontology annotation, biological process: mitotic cell cycle phase transition; regulation of cyclin-dependent protein serine/threonine kinase activity; positive regulation of G1/S transition of mitotic cell cycle. Gene Ontology annotation, cellular component: cyclin-dependent protein kinase holoenzyme complex; nucleus; cytoplasm. The coding region runs from base 1 to 885 and encodes 294 amino acids. The record is from RefSeq and is a predicted model, not a curated record. Gene Ontology annotation, molecular function: cyclin-dependent protein serine/threonine kinase regulator activity.